CUUUCGAACAAAUACUGGGCGGGAAAACUAGAGUGCACUAUUACUAGCUUAUUUAUUUGGUCGGACCGACUACUGCUCUGUUUUUAGACAGAUUAAGCUCGCUUAUCUGCGCAGAAAAUGAGUAACACUGCUCAGUGAGUAAAUCUUUUUCUGUUGAAGGUUAACGGUGUAGAAAGGUUGCCACUGCUGGGUGGUGUGGGGUGAAGAAGAAACAUGAAGAGCAGUAAGAGUAAGACAUGUAAAGCUCUCUCCUCAGAGCAGGAGUGUGGAGUUUGGCUGGACGCUGAUGAACUAAGGGCGAAGAAACAGAGAAAACUGGCACGACCGAUAUCUAAACUCCUGAAUCCACUGGCUCGGUCCGGAGGCUACAGCGUGGCAGUGGCUCUGAAUUUUACCCAAACCAAGAUGGAAAUGCCUGUGACGAAACAGAGCACCAUCUCCUCAUUCUUUCUUCCACAGAGUAAAAAGGGAAAAGAUGCAGAUGACCGCAGCUCUUCAUGGCCUUCAGGAACGUCUUCUACUCCCCUUCCUGGAGCACAUACGGGGACUAAGCGGAAGCGUGAGCUGAUAUUUGAAUUGGAUUCAGAGCUAGACGACGUAAGCCAACAUUCCUGUCUAAUAGAUUCACAGGAACGUGAUGCAGAUCUCGAGAGGGUGUCAGCUGAAGCCUGUAAUAAUGAUGCUGAGAAUAAAGAGCAGCAAUUUUUACAUUUGAUUUGGGGAUAUCAGUCAGAGGAGGGUGAGCCAGCAGGAAAGAGGAGACCUCCUGAGAAUAUUCAAAUCGAAAAGACACAGCAAUAUUCUCAUGAGACCUUUCAGACGCUUAGGAGCGUUUGUGGAGAGAACGACAAUGGUUCCUCAGCUUCUCCCUCUACUGAAGAUGUGUAUACUCAGGAGCUGUUAAAAGACCAAAGUGUAACAGAAGAGAACGCUUCGUUUUUAGCUCCGAGCUCAGCCACAGAGGUCCGAAACACACCGAGAGGUCUCGUAAGGUCCGCUAAAGAGCCAGAGCUAUUCGAGCGGAGGCAUCCGUGGUCACCUUUGAAGAGAGAGGAUAAAGAAAAUCGCAGACCCACAUCACCGAGACACAGUGCCGCACUUUCACCUUUUAAGCAGCGCGUGUGCUCCAGCCCAGCAAAACGUUCUUCAGAUUUGAAUAGAAAACUUCAUCGGACCCCUAAGAAGUCAAUCGGGGCUGCUCAGGAGAACGACGAAGACUCAUUCGGCAUGUUGUUCACUCAGGACUCUGAAGGCUUUCGGGUGAUCGCCCAUCGCAGCAAACGCUCCCGAUGCCCACUGAAGGACCAAACGAAUUCCCGUGAGGGCAGAGAGUAUGUGAGCAUCCCGUCUGUAAGGCCUGUGGAAACGGAGGAGAACUCGGAUCCGGACCCGGAGAUGCUUUUCACGCAGGACUCUCAGGGAAAUACAGUCAUUAAACAUUUAAAUAUGGUCUAGGAUUUGGUCUAAAGCUUUACUUUUCAGGCAUUUUGAAAGGAUUUUCCGUAAACAAGUUGUUUUCCAGGUAGAUAUACUGUGUAUGUGUUGGUGGUUGGGCCCCUGAACAACAGUCUUCUAUACCACCGUUGUAAAUUUUACUUUUGUUUACAGCAAAUGUUUGUCAUAAAGGUAUCACUAGUGAGGUAGUGGUAAAGUAUAUAUCCCCCAGAUUCCCCCCCCCCCCCAAAACAUCCAUUUAAAAGAAAAAAAAAAGAAUACGAGUAAAACUGAUCGCUGUUGCAGAGUGCCAUUCUUCACCUUUGGAAAAUGUCAUGAGAUUCAAGAUGCUUGUAAAAUGAUUCAAUAUAAGGGGGGAAAUGAAAGAAGGAUAUCUGAUCUUUUUUUGUUUGUGCCAAAUUAUAUUAUUUGUAUGUUGGUUUAUUGUAUACUGUAAAUGCUCUGCUGUUGAUUUGCAACUAUCUUAUUUGACCACUAGAUGGCACAAAUGGUUUCUAAAAAAAAAAAAAAAAAAAGUGGAUCAAUUGAGUUUCAUCCAAAUGGAGUGCUUAAUUCACUCUAUCUGUAUUUUAGAAGUGGCUAAGUGUACGGUGUUUAGUGAUUUACUUGUCCCUCUUGAAGGAAACAUGACUGUACUGUUUUCUUCGUGAUAAAGAACAACCUUAUCUC
This is a messenger RNA of Ictalurus punctatus (channel catfish), 2124 nucleotides long. Its product is annotated as aurora kinase A and ninein-interacting protein. The transcript is spliced from 3 exons. Gene Ontology annotation, biological process: spindle organization. The coding region runs from base 214 to 1455 and encodes 413 amino acids. The record is from RefSeq and is a predicted model, not a curated record. NCBI's taxonomy places the organism in Eukaryota, Metazoa, Chordata, Actinopteri, Siluriformes, Ictaluridae. Gene Ontology annotation, cellular component: centrosome; spindle pole.